AACCCCGCCCUUUUCACCCCUUCCCAAUUUCUGUGAACCCUAGCCUGAGAGUCCCCCCCCCCCCCUGUUGGUCUCUCCUGUUCCCUCCUUUUUAGCUUUCAGUUUUCGUUUCACUUUAUUCCAUAGAUCUCGUUUCCAUGGACCUUGGUGGAGGAGUUCGUAAGAGGGGAAGGCAUGAAGCUUCCUUUAAUGGCAAUGGCGGCGUCAAGAAAUCCAGGCCAGAAACGGAGUCCUUUCCAUCUGGUUUAGGAAGCAAAUCGAAGCCAUGCACAAAGUUUUUCAGCACCUCUGGUUGUCCAUUUGGCGAAGGAUGUCAUUUCUUGCAUUAUGUACCUGGGGGUAUAAAGGCUGUCUCUCAGAUGAUCAAUGUCAGUUCCAAUCCUGCACUCCCACAAGCAUCCAGAAAUACAGCUCUUCCACCAUCCUUUCCAGAUGGCUCCUCCCCUCCGGCCGUUAAAACCCGCUUAUGCAACAAGUAUAAUACUGCUGAAGGUUGCAAAUUUGGUGAUAAAUGCCACUUUGCCCAUGGUGAGUGGGAGCUUGGAAAGCCAACAAUCCCAUCAUAUGAAGAUCCUCGUUCAUUGGGACAAAUGCAAAGCAGGGGCGGUGGGCGAGCCGAGCCCCCCCCUCCAUCUCAUGGAGCUGCAGCCAGCUUUGGAGCCUCUGCUACUGCAAAGAUUAGUAUCAAUGCUUCGCUUGCAGGAGCUAUCAUUGGGAAAAAUGGUGUCAAUUCUAAGCAAAUUUGUCGCGUGACCGGAGCAAAACUUUCGAUACGGGAUCAUGACUCCGAUCCAAAUCUCAAGAACAUUGAGCUGGAGGGCAGUUUUGAUCAGAUCAAACAAGCUAGUGCUAUGGUUCGUGAACUUAUUGCAAAUGUUGGUUCUUUCUCUGGUCCUCCUGCUAAGAGCUUCGUGCCACAUGGUGCUGCCCCAGCUAGCAACUUCAAGACUAAACUGUGUGAAAACUUUGCGAAAGGAUCUUGCACUUUUGGGGAAAGGUGCCAUUUUGCACACGGAGCCGAAGAAUUACGCAAGCCUGGAAUGUGAUGACUUUUUGGCCCCCUCCCCUGAGUGACGUAUUGUGGACCAACGUCUAGUUUACUUUCUCUGGUUUUAGCGAGUACUGAACUGUGCAGCGUUUUCUAAUUUUUAAAAUUUUUGUCUAUCAGAUUUUAUUUCGCCGCAUGAUAUUGGUGAAUCGUUUAUGGUUUGUUCUAAAGUUACUUGCACUCGCACCAUUUAUUAUUUAGGGGAAGUAAAAUGAUAGUUUAACGUAGUUUCAA
Messenger RNA from Prosopis cineraria, 1282 nucleotides. Its product is annotated as zinc finger CCCH domain-containing protein 14-like. The record is from RefSeq and is a predicted model, not a curated record. Gene Ontology annotation, molecular function: metal ion binding; mRNA binding. NCBI's taxonomy places the organism in Eukaryota, Viridiplantae, Streptophyta, Magnoliopsida, Fabales, Fabaceae. The transcript has 3 exons. The coding region runs from base 138 to 1046 and encodes 302 amino acids.